Cottoperca gobio is the source of this 6962-nucleotide messenger RNA. RefSeq names its product type I inositol 3,4-bisphosphate 4-phosphatase-like. Gene Ontology annotation, molecular function: phosphatidylinositol-3,4-bisphosphate 4-phosphatase activity. The record is from RefSeq and is a predicted model, not a curated record. The transcript is spliced from 27 exons. Bases 645 to 3641 code for a protein of 998 amino acids. Gene Ontology annotation, cellular component: cytoplasm. Lineage: Eukaryota; Metazoa; Chordata; Actinopteri; Perciformes; Bovichtidae.
GUUUUAAUUGAUCAUUGUUUUAGUUUGUUUUUGAUCAUUGUCCAUCAAACUGUUGCUGGCAUCAAGUGUCAAGUCAGAUUUGUAAUUUGUAAAAAAGUACAGAGUAUUGUUCCAGAAGCUAGAACCAGCAAAUGCACUCAAUCGUCUGUAUAUUAGAAUCACCGUCCUGCAAUAAAUCCCAUUUUUAUGAAUGUUAUAAUCUUCAAUCCCUACUGGAAGAGACCUUUUUGCUGCAGACCAGGCAGAGAAAGAGUUAAUAGGCCUGCACGUUUGGGAAGCAGCGAGCAGUUGGAGAGUAAAGCCCGAGGAAGAGAGAGAGAGAGAGAUGAAAAGCAGGAGGGAGAAGGGAGAGCGAGGGCUGGCUGCAGUCUCUUUGCCUCGUGACGGCGUCUGCAGCGUGAGUUUGUUUACAUCCAUCGGCAGCAGACGUCCUCGGAUUGUGAACUUCUGCUUCAUCUUCAGUGAAUCCGGAUCAUCGAACUUCCUCUCCUCCUCCAUCGUAUCAAGUAGACUAGGACAAACUGCUUUCUGGAGCAGCCGUGGAUCUACGCAGGAAGAGGGGCACCUCACAUGGGAGUGUGUGACCGUGCGUGUGAGGGUGUGUGUUCAGGCCUCCUGCCGCAGCCCGCUCUUCCCGGACAGGCAUGGCGGGGGUCCGAGAGCGCGGCUCCCGGAUCCAGAGGCCGUGGUCGGUGUACCGGGCCAGCACAUUCGAGCUGUCCAACGAGAUGAUCGGCCUCGCUCUGGCAGGAAACAGUCAGGACCCAGAUGAGCCGGUGCUGGAGUUCAGCGUGGUUUGCACAGAGCUGCUGACUCCGGCGUCGGACAGAAAACCCAACAGCUUUGUAGCAGUGAGCUGCACGACACCACCGCAGGCCUUCUGGACCAAACACGCCCAGACCGAAGUCAUAGAGGGCACCAGUAACCCCAUCUUCCUCAGCAGCAUCGCCUUCUUCCAGGAGUCCAACAUCAACCAGCAGACGCAGGUGAAGCUGGCCGUCUACGACGUCAAGGACCGCUCGCAGGGCACGAUGUACAUGUUGGGCUCAGCACUUUUUCCUGUAAAGGAGUUGUUGCAAGAGAAGAGCCACAGAUUACAGCUCGAACUGAGAUCAGCAGAGAACGAGCGGGUGGGGAACAUCACCAUAGCUGCCUGGCAGAUGGAGGAGAGAGCAGACCAGAGGACCGGCUGCCUGCCAGACGGCAUCAACGGGCGGACGGUGCUGUCCGUCGAUGAGAGCCUCACCGAGUCCAUGGGAGUCCGAAUCAAGUACGCCUCGCUAUGCAAAGACACCCUGCUGCGCUCAGUGUUUGGAGGCACGAUGUCCAGGAUGUACCGCUUCCCCACGACUGACGGGAACCACCUACGGGUGCUGGAGCAAAUGGCCGAGAGCGUCCUCUCAUUAAACAUCCCCAGACAGUUUGUCAAACUGCUGCUGGAGGAGGACGCAGUCAGGGUGUGUGAGCUGGAGGAGCUGGGAGAGUUAUCCCCCUGCUGGGAGAAUCUGCGGCGACAGAUUGUCUCUCAGUACCAGACGAUAAUACUCGCGUACCAGGAAACACUGUCGGACCUCAACAACUACAGAGGUCCAUCGUUCAAAGCCAGCAACCUGAAGGCAGAGAGGAAGCUCGAGUUCAUGCCAACCAACCUACACAUUCAGAGGAUGAGGGUGCAGGAUGAGCUGGGCUUUGAUCACACGUACGAUGUGAUAACGAUCGGAGCUCCGGCGGCUCACUGCCAGGGUUUUAAAAACAGCGGUUUGCGGAAACUCAUCCAGAGGUUUGAGGAGGCAAAGAAACACGUAUAUGAGGAGGAAUGCGCCCUCUCCAGCUCGCAGUCCAUCGUCUACAUCCCCCAGGACAUCGUCAGAGCCAAAGAGAUCAUCGCACACAUCAACACGCUGAAGACUCAGGUCAGCUACUACGCAGAGAGGCUUUCCCGAGCCGCCAAGGAUCGGUCUGCCAGCGGACUGGAGAGGACGCUCGCUAUACUGGCUGAUAAGACUCGUCAGUUGGUGACGGUAUGCGACUGUAAGCUGCUGGCUUCAGCCAUUCAGGCCCUGAACGCAGCACGGCCCGAGUACAUCGCCUCCAAAGCGUCUCCCUCCGCCGACUCUGAACAAGUAUGCCUGCGUAACGACCAGGACACGCUGCUCGCCAAGUGGAGCGGUCGCAACAGUCGAUCCUCGCUGCACGUAGACUGGCAUGAAGAGGAGUGGGAGAAGGUUUGGGUGAAUGUGGAUAAAUCUCUGGAGUGCAUCAUCCAGCGUGUUGACAAGCUGCUCCAGAAGGAGAAGAGGCCCAGCGCCAGCAGUCAGGACAUUACCCAGACUGACCUGCAGGGCGGCGCCAGUAAGAAAGGUGAAGGAAAAAGACGAGCUUUCUGGAUCAACCCAGGAAGUGUAUCAGAGGAAUCUUCAUCAUUACCAUCAUCAUCAUCAUCACCGCCACCAUCCUCUUCCUCUCUGCCCGCCCUCUCCUCUGCACAAGAGUCCUAUGGAAGCCCCAGUGCUGAGGAGGCGUACCCAGGCGAGUGGAGCGAGGCGCUGUACCCUCUGCUCACCACGCUCACAGAGUGUGUCGCCAUGAUGAGCGACAAGGCCAAAAAGUCCAUGGUGUUCCUGCUGAUGCAGGACAGCGCCCCGACGAUAGCCAUGGACCUGUCGCUGCAGUACCGCCGCGACGUCGUCUUCUGCCAGACGCUCACUGCUCUCAUCUGCGGCUUCAUUAUCAAACUGAGGAACUGUCUCCGUGACAACGGAUUCCUCCGACAGCUGUACACCAUCGGCCUGCUGGCUCAGUUUGAGUCCCUGCUCAGCACCUACGGAGAGGAGCUGGCCAUGUUGGAGGACAUGAGUGUCGGCAUCAUGGAUCUCCGCAACGUCACCUUUAAGGUGACCCAGGCCACAGGCAGCUCCGCCCCCGACAUGUUGCCGAUCAUCACGGGGAACCGGGACGGCUUCAACGUCCGCAUCCCGCUGCCCGGCACCAUGUUUGACGCGUUACCGCGGGAGAUCCAGAGCGGCAUGCUGCUGAGGGUCCAGCCGGUGCACUUCAACGUGGGCAUCAACGAGCAGCAGACGCUGGCGGAGAAGUUUGGAGACACUUCCCUGCAGGAGGUCAUCAACCUGGAGAGUCUCUCCCGGCUGAACUCGUACUAUGAACAGUUUAAAGAAGUCCUGCCUGAGGACUGCCUCCCGAGAUCUCGCUCUCAGACUUGUCUCCCCGAGCUGCUCAGGUUUCUGGGGCAAAACGUCCACGCCAGGAAAAACAAGAACGUGGACAUUCUCUGGCAGGCAGCCGAGAUCUGCCGCCGGCUCAACGGGGUUCGUUUCACCAGCUGCAAAAGCGCCAAAGACCGCACGGCCAUGUCGGUGACCCUGGAGCAGUGCCUGAUCCUGCAGCACGAGCACGGCAUGGCGCCGCAGGUCUUCACGCAGGCCCUGGACUGCAUGCGCAGAAUUGGGACGCGGGAGGGGGUGAUCCAGAAGAACCUGAGCGGUUUGCUGCCAGUGCGUGACUUCCGGCUGGACCCCAGCCUCCUGUACUCGCUGCCCCUGCUGGCCCUCAGCCCCAACCUCCUGGUGGUGUGGAUCUUCCUCAGCGUGGCCUAUUUCCUGGCCAAACUCCGCUGCAGCUGAGCCACGCCUUUUUAUGAGGAGGUGUGGGAACACUCCACACGGACUCCUGAGGGUGUUUCAGUGUGGAUGUAAUCCUGUCCCAGCCUCACUAAGGGCUUUACACAGCUGAUGUCCCGUUCAUCACCUACUUUUGUUUUGUUUAUGGGCACUUCCUGUUUGUUGUUUCCUGUUUUCAAACAAACAGAAAAAUGUUUGGCAAGCCUGGAAAAAUAUCAACUCUGAUAUUACGAUUGACUUUUAAUCAAAUCCACAACAAUAGAGCCGUACCGAUCCACAGUCAGAGUCGUAGCUUUGAAACACAUCUUUAACUCUAGUCCAGGAAUUGUUAGGGUACAACAAGUGGUUUAUAUUUAAGAUUUAGAUAAAUAGUCUCAAGUGCAUUUACAUGUAAAUCUCACUGAUAUAUUUGUAGUGGAUAGCGCCCUCUUGUGGACAGAUGUGUGAUCUGCCUUAUUCUUCAUUCACUGACAACAAAAUACAAAACAGAGUGAAAACACAAAGCCACAGUUUGUAUAUUUGCAGGCCAGAGUUGUGAAUAUGUAUAAACCUAUGCAGAGUAUGUGUGUGUAUAUAUAUAUAUCCAUAUAUAUAUAUAAAUCUUGCUUUCAGGAAAGAGUUAUUGUCGAUAGCAGCUAUAAUAAUGGAUAUUUAUCGUAAAUAAUUUGUGCAAUAUGUUUCGCUUGCUUGAUUUAUCAUCGUCUUCCAUGUGCUUUUGCACCUUACAAGCUAAAGUGGAAGAAACUAAAGCUUUUAUUUUGUGCCAAAAUGAAGUAAGCUUACCCUGGCUAAUAUAUAUAUUUAUAUUUUCAGGCAGUAUUUGCUUAUUCUAUUUCUUUCGGUCUUCCUGCUUUUCUAGACGUAGAAGGAGCUUCUACUUCAGCCUGGGUCACUGACUCUGUUUACAUGUUAACAUUAUCCAAACUUUAGCCUUUUAUUGGCUUAAAUAAGAAAGAAUCUAUUUAAUUACAUGUCUGUAAAGUGAGAAAACGUAUUUAUAUCCAAGAUAAAUGAACUGAACUCAUGGAAACACUUCAACCAACAACACAGUAUUCCCUUUCCUGCGAGAGACAAAGGAAACGUCCGCACCCCCGAUUCAUGUGGCCCAAAGUGUUUUAAAUGCCUUGCAUACCUUACAUACCUUGCAUACCUUGUCUCAGGCCUCGUGACAACAUGCAUGACCCAAGAUGAGGAGCCGUGUGAUUGAACGGCAGUAUGUGUGUUUUCCUUUGUAGCAGUUUUGUAGCAGAAACGAAAGCGCCCUCCCCGUGUGUCUGCUAAUUCACCAAGACCGCAUCAGCACAUCUCGUACGCACUCGUAAGUGUUUGUGUGUCGGAAAACGCAGAAUAAUAUUACAUUAGACCUCCUGCAAGAAAACGGAGAGAUGUUCUCCUGCAGCAGAUCAAUGAGGAAGUGUCGUACAACCUGCUGACCGUGCAGGUAAACGCACACGGCAACAAUAUAAAUAUAACGCCACGAGAGGUUAUGUAGUCCUCACUAGAUGUUAUGUAUGCAAGGUAUCGUCAGUGAGCGACUAGCUGCAGUGUUUCAGAAGUAUGCUCCCAAACAAAUGAGAAAAUAAUGUUCAUUUCUACAUUUUCAUUGCGAGUCCCUCCAGCUGGUGAACGUAUGAGUGUAGGAUAUUCAGGGGUUUGAUUACGCAGUGUAGAACUGUACGUUUAUAUCAGCUGUCUUUAAAAGAAACCGGUACAGAGCGCAGCUCCAACAGUUGUUGUUAUUAUUAGCUUCAUGAAGUCGAUGAAGGAAGUGGUUUCAUUUGUAGUUUGAGCUGGAAGAUGAACGAAUGAGGAAUGUAUUCAUGCUCGUGCCAAAUGCUUCAGUCGGGUUUUUAAACGAGGAUUUGUGUUUGCAGGUUUCUUUGUCUGAAUGCACGUGCAUGUUGGUUCUUCUGCAAAGUGAAGGACAAACACGCCGGAGAACGUGUCUUAGUUUGAGAGAUUCGUAACUCUGACUUCCAAAACCCCAAAGAUUAAGAUUAAUUAUACAGUUGGUGAUGAAGCCAAGCUCGUGUUUCCCAGUUACCAACGGCGACCCAGUAAGGAAAUGGAUCAAACCAAAAAUAGCCUCUUUUGGGAGUUCCCCGUCCUCACGACCCCGAAACACUGGAACACGACGCAGCGGCCCGUGUGUCACCUCUCUUCUUUUCACGCUGGCACUGAGACAUCGCUCCGUGUUCUCAAAUCACGCCGCUCCUUGUUGUAUUUAUCGGUCCGUAGAGAUUUGUUGUACGUUCUGACACUCGCACACUUCCUUUGAGGAUUAUUGUGGAUUUCCAGCGCUCGAACCUUAAAGGAUGCAUUUCAGAUGAAAGGUCAAAUAUAAUAAAAUGCAUUUAGCUUCCUAUUUAAAUAAAUAGUUUGAUAUUUUGAGAAUUAUUCGCUUCUUCUUCUUCUACCCUUUUUAACUUAUAAUUCACUCUUUAUUAUGGUUGUUUUUUACUAUAUAUUUGAGUUUAGAACUACCUCUGUGAGACGGAAGUUAGACGUUACAUUUAAAAUAAGUAAAUAUAUAAAUGCUGAUAUAAAGUAUAUAACACUGAGUGAAGGAACGGGAAUUAUUUUAUGAAAAACGUGUAAAAAUAUGCUUUAAAAUGACGUAAUUUAAAUUCCCCAUACGGACAGUAAAUAAAAGAAUCCUUAUAUUGACCUUUUUAUUUCUUUGUUUUUUUAUUGGUAUGAAUCCAGAUGUAUCACAGAAUAUAUUUGUAUCGCUGUACAUAAAUUGUGUUUAUGUAUUGCCUGAAACGUUUGCUAAAUAUUGUCUUUAGUUAUUGCAAAGCAGAGAAUAAUAUAAUCUAUACAAUGUGAUUGUUUUGCUUGUGCCAUACCUGUCACUUUAUAUCGCAGCGCGACAUGUCUCUGACCUCCUGUUAACAAUAUCAUUGUGAAGAGGUUGUUUUUAAUGCUAACAUUUAACAUAUUUAUUUCAAAUAUUUACCUAGAAUGUGUUCUUAUAUUUAAAGGAAAUUAUUGUUAGGAUUUCCUUUUAGUGCUGACCAGUCAAAAGUGUUUUUAUUUAAGCUUUAAAUCAUUUGUCAAAGUUUUGGGAAUAAUAAUUAUUUAAUUUUAGUGUUAAAAGUAAUCGGACAGAUUUCAGGUCAGCAAACUGAAUUGUCUUUAUUUGUGCUUCUCUUCCUCCGUUAGCACUUACAUGUCCAAAAGCUUUAGCCUUUGCUGCGUCCCCAUGUCGCUCUAAAUGUACCACAAACCUAAGAAAACCUCCAGUCAGUGUGUCCCUGAACGCCACACGCCUGCUGUAAUAAAGGUGUUCUGCCUGCAGCUGCAGAAUAUAACCAGACUGAA